CCGCGACAUACCCGGAUGUGGAAUACGGAAACGGAUGAGAGGAGCAAGAUGGCCGCCGUCAGUCUGAGUGUUUGGCUAGCUGCGCUGUUGUUAUGUCUCACCCGGGGGGGUUUCGGGUCACUGGACACCCUCCUGGGGGACAGCUCGUCCUGCCAUCAUGUGUGUGAGGGCACCUACCCCCUGCAUACCUACCCAGAGGAGGAGGAGCUGUUUGCCUGUCACCGAGGCUGUCGCCUGUUCUCUAUCUGUCAAUUUGCUGUGGAUGGAGGUGACUUAAAUAAGACAAAGGCGGAAUGUGAUGCAGCCUGUGUGGAAGCUUAUCCCAAGUCUAAUGAGCAAUAUGCUUGUAUCCUGGGCUGCCACAGUCAGAUGCCCUUUGCAGAGAAGCGACAAGAAGAGCUGUCCGAUAUGGUGCCCAGGAUCCACAUCCUCUUUCCUCUCACCAUGGUCAGAGCUUUCUGGAGCGACAUGAUGGAUUCUGCACAAAGUCUCAUGACUUCAUCUUGGACCUUCUACAUACAGGCAGAUAACGGGCGCAUCCUUGUGGUCCAGUCUCCGCCAGAAAUCCAGCAGAUGCCACUGCUGCAUCUAGAAAACCCAGCAGCGAGAUCGAACAUGCUGGACUCGCUAUCCUCAGACCUAAUGCCUGGCGAUUCUGUGGGAGAGGGCCCCUGGAGCCGAAGAGCCGGUCUUCUGGAGUUAGAAGGAGGAGAGGGGAUUAUGAAAUGUUUCUCUAUGAAUUCUAACUGGCUCCUCACAGCAACAUUGCUCCUGUCUAUCCUGGUUUUGCUUUGGAUAUGUUGUGCUACAGUAGCUACAGCAUCCGAUCAGAUUGUCCCUACCGAGAAGCUGAGUAUAUAUGGUGAUAUGGAAUACCUGAAUGAGCAGAAGCUUCACAAAUACCCUCCUACAUCACUUGUUAUUGUCCACGGCGUUCCCCAAGAAGAUGAAGAUGCCGGACCCUUACCAACCAAGGUGGACUUGGCCAAGUCUGCUAUAUAGCCCAGCAUUCCUCACCCUACUUCUUUUCUCAUUCUGUAGCAAUGCGGAUUUGUAGAGCUGGUGCAGAGUGACACAAUCUCCCCAUCAGAUUCACAUACUCCUGGAGGCUUGGGGGAAAUGGGAGCCUCUUAUCUGUAUUGUAUGUACCAAUCUAGAACUGGAUCCAGUGGGUCUGGCUUGUCUCGGGGAUGUGGGCAUAAUCUUUUUUUGUUAUUGGGGUGGCUUAUGUUUUCCCAUAUCUUAUCUUUACUGUAAACCUUUCUUACACAGGUAGGUAAUUCUAAUAAUGCUCUUGGUUUGACUCUGCUUCGCAAUCAUCUCCUGUGUGGCACAUUAAGGCCUUGUUCCCAGGCUUUGUGGGUGUGUGAUAUCUGUGUCUUUUGCAUUCGCAGAUUGCUGUGUUGCUGUUAACAUAGGCGUUUGUGUUCAGUAACAUCGGAAGCUGUGAUCUGUAAAACCCUCUCUUGUAUUAUACAGGGAGUUCAAAAAGUCCCUCUGCAGUGGCUGCGUGCUAAGCAGGUCUCCCGGCAGAGAGUGUUUAUGCUAAGCAAAAUGACAACAUAACUGUUUGUAACCACUUAAUUUACAUGAAAUAAAAGCAUAUUUGUUCAGUACUUAUCUACAUUAAGUGUUGGAAGUGUUGACAGCCCCCCAUAUUUUUAAACUCCCUGUAUAUGGAAUGCAGCAGAGCAUCAGAUGCAUCACACCCUUGUUAAUGAGUCUUAUAAAGAGUCUUCCUUGGGAGUGUACUAUAUAUUCAGCUUACGCUUAGAAGUUUGGCACAGGUCAGUUUAGUUUAGAAGUCUCCCAAAAAAGACUGAUAAUAAUUUGCACAGACACUUUCUUUGGUUCUAAAAUAUGAAGUAUAAAAAAAAUAUCAGGUUAGGGCAGAGGAAAGUAGUUUAUAUCUGGCCAACUGUUGUGGAACUACAAAUCCCAGCAUGUUCGACCUGUGGCUGCCAGGCCAUGCUUACACUUGUAGCUCCGCAAUAGCUGGUGAGCCAUAGGUUGUUUUAUCUUUUAGAAUAUAUAUUUUUUCUAUUUGAUGUUAAUUGUUCUUGCUAGUUGGCUAAUAUAAUAAUGCUCCUCCGAUAGAAAUACAGAGGAACAUGAACUCGAAGAAGACAUCUUUAUGAUUUAAGAUCGUUAACUGCCACCAAUCUCUUGCUAAACAAAAAAUUGGGAUGUGGGAUUUUUGAGUUUGUAAAUUUGCAGUUUUCCUGUAAUAAAAUGUAAUCACUAAUUGUGACACCUACA
Pseudophryne corroboree (corroboree frog) is the source of this 2259-nucleotide messenger RNA. It is a transcript of the gene TMEM59, whose product is annotated as transmembrane protein 59. Gene Ontology annotation, cellular component: lysosome; late endosome. The transcript is spliced from 8 exons. The record is from RefSeq and is a predicted model, not a curated record. Gene Ontology annotation, biological process: positive regulation of autophagy. Lineage: Eukaryota; Metazoa; Chordata; Amphibia; Anura; Myobatrachidae. Bases 16 to 1002 code for a protein of 328 amino acids.